Molecule: messenger RNA, 3552 nt
Organism: Zerene cesonia (dogface butterfly)
Lineage: Eukaryota; Metazoa; Arthropoda; Insecta; Lepidoptera; Pieridae
Product: protein FAM13A-like
Exons: 11
Coding region: 590-2176 (528 amino acids)
Source: RefSeq, a predicted model, not a curated record
UCACUAAAUAAUGUGCAUAUCGUCUAUAAUGAUGAUUAAAGCGUUAUUCUAGGACUAUUACGAGCUAAAAGGCUCUAAACUCACUACUUAUCUAUCAAUGCUAAACUACAGGCUAGUUUCAACGCACUUCUUGAAGCAGCCGUAGAUUGUUGGACAUUAAGCUCUUCAUAGACUGCUCGUGUUGUAACAGUAUGUGCCGGGACCGCGAUAUGUUGAGGCAGAGUUGUGAGAUCAUCAAAUAGAAACUCUGUGGUGUUUAACACUUUAUAAUCUGUAUUUUAGUGAAUAGUUUACCGCCAAAACGGCGCUCGUAUCCGCGCUGCCGUUUCGUUUUGUUUCUUUCAUUUUGUUUUACAUCAAAGGAUAAACAAUAGCCCGAUAGUUUAGUGAUUGGUUGUGGAUUAUCACACGGGGUCUCGCCCAGGUUUGGGCCCCAGAGGAACCCUGGCAAGUCGAAGUCGGGACAACAUUUCCAGAAUUCUUAACUCCAUAGUAGGCGCUGCGAGAUACUGCAUUAAACACAUUUCGGCCGGUUACUUUUGGAAAUUGGGGAUUUAUUUUCGAGGGUAGUCUUAAAAGUGAAGCAAACAUGGUACUAUUGGAAAUUGAUCAGGGUUUCGGCACACCAUCCGAUUGCUCGAGCGACCGUCGCAUUGUAAUUACCUCAAACGGGUGGCGUGCGCAGUGCUGCGAGCAGGAUCGUGAACGGGGGAGUGAGAGAGAAGAUAUGGCAGCUCCUGAGUGUGAACGCGAGGCCCGUAAACGGCGGGAACGCCGCGAUUCAGGCUGUGCGCAUGAGCGCAAAGAAAGAAGACCGCACAGUGAAGAACGACUCCCACCUCCUCCGCCGCCACCACCGCUACACGAUUAUAAUCGGCUUGAGUCUGAACGUCGUGCAGAAAGGCUGUCUCGCGCACGAAGACCUCAGUUCGGAAAGCGACGCCGCGCGCCUGCCCGCCUCCCGCGACAGCCCAAGGAAAAUGAUUAUUUGUCCGCAGAGGAUUCCCGCUGCGGAACCCCCCCGCACUUUGAAUACGUUGUUCAACAGAAACCGGAAUUAUGUGAAGAAAGUGAGCGCUCCCAAAGCUCUCGCCGCGAAGAAGCCGAACACGCGCGGAGAGACGAGCGAAGCGUGCCGCCGCGGCGCACGCAGCCCAGUCCCGAUAGACGACUUGAGAAAAUUAACAAGAAGAUUGCCGUUCUCAAGAAGUCAAUUACCAAAUACGAGAACGACUUCGAAACCCAGAAUGGUCGUGCUAUAUCACCCGGCGAUCGAAUGACUGACGUCCAACUGACGCGAAUGCAUGAGACUUUGCGGCGCUUGCAAGCGGAAAAGCGUUGCAUUAAAGCGGACCCCGUGGAAUACGCGCUUAAAGUUCAAGCCGCUAAAUUGCAGAAGGAAAGAGACGAGAAACUGGAUGCAGCGCUGAAAAGCGACAAAUCAAUGGCAGACGUGGUGCGGGACAUUGAGGAGUGGAUAGACGGGUGCCGUCAAGUCGCCGGUCGCGUUAUAGCUUCCGAGUCCACCUGGACGUCAGCCCAACUGGCCGCAGAGAAGGCGUGCGUGCAGCGCGCCCUGCUGCGGCUGGAGGCGGCGAGGGGCCGGCCCGCCGCCAACACCGCGGAGCGCGGCGCCGCCAGACACCUCUAUGAGCGAUACCGAGCUGUGAAACGAGCUCUGCAAUCCAGAUCCGAUAUAAUGGGAACUAACGGUGAGCUGGCGACGAUUCAUGAACACGAGACGAUGUUGUUCACGAGCGUCGAUAGCUCUAGUGACUCACAAGAGAAACCGUCAGACUCGUCUCAGGAAACGGGGGAAAGUCCGCUGCAAUCACCUCCAAUACGCGAGGUGGUGGAGGAGAUGCCGUCAUCCACUUCUUCAGCGAAGUCAGCUACUAGCGAAGAAACGCCUUCCAAUGAGGGGUUGCACUUCCUCGGCUUGGAUGAACUGGCCAGAGCCCUCUCUGAAGCCAAGAUGCAUAAAUGUGUCCUUCGCCGAACAAUAAAGGAGUACGAGUUAAAUUUCGAAAUGCAGAACAGCAGGAAAGUGCAAAGUGAUGACAAGAAGGGCAGAGAGGAAGAAUACCAGAGAUACAAAGCUAUUAAGGCUAGGAUCAAACUGUUGAACGCGCUCAUCAAUAAACAAAAAGGCUUGUUAAAAGGCAACAGAGGUUGAAUUGAACGUUGUUUAAAGGUGGCACUUGCAAUGUUAUAGAUAAAGAACAACGUUCGAUGAAAAGCAAAUAUAAUGUACUCUGAUCUUAGAGGGUACGAAGUUAAAAGUACAAAGGCAUUUGGCCUAAGAUUUGUAUUGCAAAGAUGUGUAACUGUAUUUAUUUAGGAGUCUAAUAUUUUCUAUAAUUUAAUGACACCUUUAAUGUACAAGUGUUACAGAUUAAAUAACUUGCCGCAUGCGAAGAUUAAACUCUAUAAGCUGUAGUUAAGUAGUGCAUUAUUUUGAUAUGUGUGAAAAAUUUUUCAUGGCGACUUGUAAACAGACAUCAUGAUAUUACGUAGGUUUGUAUGACACAAAGAUUAUUAAAAUAGGUAAUGCAUAUGUUAUGUUAAUAUUAACCAUAACGUAAAUUUUGAACUCACUUUACUGUACUAUAGUUGAAGUAAAUAAGUACACACGUAGUUCUGAAAUAAUGUGAAUGAGUUCGAAGUAUUUGAUGGAGCAGUGCCAAUUUCGACAGCAUAGGUCGUAGGUACUAGGUACUAACAGUACCAAUGUAUACAUACCUACGCCAUAAAUAUGCCUACCUACAUUUUAUUACGGUUUAUUUCGGAUAAUUUUGUACACAAUGUACACUAAUCAUUGCCUGUUAUUGAACAAUCCUCAUGUAAAUAUCAUCAUUUAAUAAUUAUUAACGAUUAACGUAAAUUUAUAAUUUAAACGAAUAAUGUUUUUAUUAUUGUUAAUUAUCGUGAUUACAAUGUCGUUAUAUUAUUUACUACAAUAUAAUCUCAAUAAUCUUACAAAUGUUUUUUUUAAUUCGACAUAUUAUUUUUUAAUUUGUAAAAGAAAUAUGAUACCAUUAUAGCACUAGAUAGUAAAUACGACUGAAAACUAAAUAACUAUACUACUAAUGAGAUCUAUUGUUAAAAUUUAAAAUGGUACAAACUGAAAAAUUAUAUUAUCACAAGUUUCUUUUUAUAAGUGGUUAAUUGUUAGCGCUCUUUUUGAAAGUCUUUUAUAAAUGUACUAUAGCUAUGAUAGUACAUAGUGUUAAUUAAUAUAAGGGCGCGCGAUUAUAACCUGAUGAUAAAAAUAUUAUUGUGAAUAUAUGAGUGAUGUCCGUUUCUAGUUAAAAUGAGCAAAUGUUUUAAUCAGCUUUAACAUAAGAUCAUUAAUAAAGAUUGUAAAUGUUAUGUGGCAAUUGCCAUUGUCUCUGGAUACAAUAUUUAAUCUACGGUUGAUAUAAUCUGUGUUUCCCCUUUUUCGCUCAUAAUAUGUUUUUCAUAUAAAAGGAUGUUACACAGAGCAAAACUCGACCUUUUUAAAUAGGUACUUAUUUCUUUGUAAUUUUGAUUGUAUAAUUGAUAUAUAUU